UAGAUCAAAUUCAAGAAUUUUUUAAGGGAAUCUACUGAUUAUUUGAUAAAAAAUAAUAGUGGUCCAGAAAAACUUAAGGAAGAGGAAAAAUAUAUGAACAAAAGACUAACCUAGUUGAAGGACUUACGGCACAUUAAUGAUUGUAUUCCUCCAGCUCCUCCACUUUUCCAAGUUCUACCAACGCUUCUAAAAGCGGACAAUAAUAUUAAAAACAAAGGUAAAGUUUAUAGACCAGCUCUACCAAUGAAUCUUUUGGAUGAAAUCAAACGCGGUGUUAUAUUGAAGAACUUGGAAUUGAUUAAAACAUGCCAGAAUAAAUUGAUAGGUUUGUUUGAUAAAUAUGAUAAUGAAGGUAUGGACUUAAAAAUGUUUAAAGACCUAUUGAGUUAUUUUAAAAUGGUACACAAUUUGAAUGAUAGUAAAAUUGAAACAUUAUUCAUUGAUGAAGUUAAAAAUACAUUCAGAAACAUAUACGCGAAACAUUAUAACAAAGUAAUUAAACAUUUAAAAAAACAUGAAAUCGCACCGGAAGCACUUGUUCGAUUAGAAGCUGCGGGAUUUAGAAUUGAUUGGAAUACGGCUGAUGACUCAUUACAUCUAAAAAAAGUAUGACACAUUCAAAACGUCUAACCUCCGUUUGUGCCGUUCGUGGCACAUUAUAGAAGGUCUGAAGGCCCUGUUUCGCACUCACUUAUUUACUAAUCCUUCUUUAGCAAAGUAACUAUCAGUAAUUAUUUCCUAUAAACUUUAUUGUAUUAUUUUAUCUGUCUGAACUACCUUAACUCAAUUUUAUAAGUUUUAAAAAAAUCCACCUACUUCUUGUUAAAAUAAUUAAUACUUUUGAACUAAAAAAAAUACGCUAUUAUAUAAAUAAUUGACGUAUACAUUUUUUUUAUUAACAUAUUUCUUCUUCUUCCUCGCCUUAAUCCCAACUACUUGGGGUCGGCCACCCUUAUCCUAAACUUCCACUUGACACAAUCUCCCACAUUCUCUACGCUCACAUCAUCUAUCCUCAUAUCGCAUUCAAUAACAUCUCUCUAUCUCUUUUUGGUCUUCCUCUACCUCUUCUUCCUUCAACAUUCAUUUCUAUAACUGUUCUUACUAGCGAUGGGAAAUAUCGAAUAGAAACUAUCGAACUAUUCGAUAGUUGUCCACUAUUCGAACUAUUCGAUAGUCAUUUAAAAAAUAUUCGAAUAGUAAAAAUAUUCGAUAGUUACACAAUAUAUUCGAAUAGUUUUUAAA
This is a messenger RNA of Daktulosphaira vitifoliae (grape phylloxera), 1242 nucleotides long. RefSeq lists its product as uncharacterized. The coding region runs from base 244 to 612 and encodes 122 amino acids. The transcript is spliced from 4 exons. NCBI's taxonomy places the organism in Eukaryota, Metazoa, Arthropoda, Insecta, Hemiptera, Phylloxeridae. The record is from RefSeq and is a predicted model, not a curated record.